This is a messenger RNA of Leishmania major strain Friedlin, 1101 nucleotides long. RefSeq names its product homoserine dehydrogenase-like protein. The record is from RefSeq and is a predicted model, not a curated record. The coding region runs from base 1 to 1101 and encodes 366 amino acids. NCBI's taxonomy places the organism in Eukaryota, Euglenozoa, Kinetoplastea, Trypanosomatida, Trypanosomatidae. Gene Ontology annotation, biological process: L-threonine biosynthetic process. Gene Ontology annotation, molecular function: homoserine dehydrogenase activity; NADP binding. The transcript has a single exon.
AUGACUGUCGUUCGCGCUGCCCUCCUCGGCUUUGGUACCGUCGGGCAAGGUAUCUACAAGAUAGUGCAGCAGCGCCGUGAGCAGCUCAAGCAGAAGCUUGGCGGCGCGGAGCUCGUCAUCGUAAAAAUUCUCGUGCGCGACCUGCGCAAAAGAAGUCGCGUCUUGCCGGACGGCUACGCGAGCGAUGCGAAGUUGUUCACGAACAACAUCGAAGACGUCUUCCGCGCUGACGUGCAGGUCAUCUUCGAGGCGACUGUGGGCGAGGAGCCGGCUUUCACGUACCUACAGCGUGCCAUUGUGGAGCAUGGAUGCUCGGUGAUAACAGCGAACAAGGUGAUGUUCGCCCGGUAUGGCGCUACCCUGCAGGAGCUGGCCGCCUCGUGCACCCCGACAUCGUCGUUUCCGGCGACGCGGGUGUAUGUCGGCUUUGAGGCGACGGUUGCCGCCGGCGUCCCGAUCAUCAAGACGCUGCAGAACAUGUGCCACGUCCAGCAAGUGCGCAAGAUCGAGGGCAUCGUCAACGGCACGAGCAACUACAUCCUCACGGAGCUGCGCGAGUACCCAGAGAAGUCGUUUGAAGAGGUGCUGAAGAAGUCGCAGGAGCUUGGCUACGCAGAGGCGGACCCCACCAACGAUAUCUCCGGGCACGAUGCCUUCAUGAAGCUUCUCGUGAUGGUGGCCAUCGCGUUCGGUCAUCAGCCGAGCCGCUCGACCGUCCCGGUGACGGGCAUCGACACUCUCACGCCGGAAAUGCUGCAAGACGCGAGGGCGAAGGGGCUGCGCUACCGCCACGUGGUGAGCGCUGCGAUGGAGGGGGCGGCGACGUCGUCUUGUGCACUCAAGUCGUCAGCGGCGGAGGGAGAAGAGGCUCAGCCACGUACACCGCCGCUGCACGAGCGUCUGACGUGCUCCGUCAAGCCGAUGCUGCUGGGUCCGGAGCAUCCGCUGUACCACAUGGACGGCACGACGAGCGCCGUGUCUGUGUGGACGGACUACCUCGGCGUCGUGACCAUCUCCGGCCCUGGGGCAGGCAUGUACUGUACCGCCAGUGCCAUGAUGGAGGACUACGCGGUGUGGAUGGAGGCGUUCCGUCGCCCGUAG